AUGUCAUCAAAAAGAAUUGAUGUUGAAUUAUUCACUAGACUAGCAAAGUUGCCAGAAGAUGUCAUCUACAUAAUCAUUGACUAUGUUCCUCGGUCCGUACAAAGACAGUUGUUGCAAUUCGUAGAAAUCAGAAAGGUGGUAGUCUCAUGUUAUAUAUCAAAUGUGGAGAUUUCUGGUCAUGAUUAUAGGCUGUUUGAUUUCGAUGAGUACCCCUUUGUGCCUAAUCCAUUUGAAGAGUUUGCUUUUGAAAAUAGUCCACUUCAAGAGCGUCCUGUGAAGAUGAAACUCGAGAACCUUAAAAAGGCUAUAAAGCAAUGGAAAAUUUAUCCCAAAAAGGUUCAUUUUACUUCUUUGCAGGAUUUAGUUGCUGUUCAUAAUAGUUUUCCCGAACUUUUAUUGAAGGCUCAUGAUAUUAAUGGUGUAUUCGAUAAACAUGUUAAUGAUACUAAAACAGAUAACGCAUCUGCUCUCACACGUAGAAAUUUAAGUUAUGGUAGCUUGGAAUUGAGGAAUUUUGGCACUGAUUUUCUCACUGGUAAAAAGAAGUUGCCCGAAAAAAUUUCGUCACUUACUUUACUGGAAACUCAUGUUAAUGAGUUCAAUUUUGAAGGCUUGAAACUAUUACGAGCUGAAAUCCAUUCUGAAUUUAAUAAUAGAAGAGAAGUUGUUUUCCCACCAGAUUUGAAAGUGUUGGAGGUUAAGUUGUUUGGCGAGAAACGACUAAAUAUUCCCUCAAACUUAGUAUGUUUGAAUAUCACUGGUGAUAAUAGUAAAUUGGAUUUGGUUGGUGGUCUCAUGAACAAGUUGAUCUUUUUGUUUAUUUCGUCGCACACGAUCCGAUCCUUUAGUGAAACUGGGAUAAAUGCGCCAAAUUUGACUUCGUUAACAUUGCUCGAAUGUUAUCGUCUCACUAAUUUUGGAAUUGUGAAAACAUUUAAACAUUUAAAGUAUUUGUCGAUGGUGGGUGCGAGAUUUCCAGUUGAAUUGUUUGAUGGAAUUAGCUUGCCUAAUCUUCUGAAUUUUCUUUGCAAUGGGAAUGGUGCCCAGAAUCACGUAAGUGAAUGGGAUGAUUUCAAUGAGAUUACUCGCAAAAUCAAUAAUCUGACUAUAAAAUUUCCUCCAAAAUUGGAAGAUUUGGCAUUGGCAGAUUUGGUAGUUCCGAGAAACGUUGUGUACACUUUUGACCUACCUUCAUCGUUGAAAAAGUUGCAUUUUGAAAAAGUUCCGAUUAACUACUCUCGCUUCCAGUUUACUAAAAAUUUGGAAGAGAUAAGUUUGGAGCUUCCAGAAGUUAAAUUUGAUAAAAAUUGGGUGAUCCCGCCUACUGCUAGAUAUGUUGGUAUUGUUGCAGAACGUGUUGAGUUUAAAAGUUUGGAUAUGCUUUAUCGUUUGCCUGAAGGCCUUGAGGAACUUCAAAUCAAAGCUAUUUCUCAAGGCAAAAUUUUGCCCUUGCAAAAGAAAAUUAAAUGGCCAUCAUCCAUGAAAGGUUUCACUUUGAUACGUUUUGAUGUUGAUUAUAAAACAUUUGAAAUGUUCAACUUUAAAGAAUCCAAGCUUGAGCAUAUCAGUCUUUAUAGAGGAAAACUUGGAAAACUAAACGUUGAUGCGCUUCCAGUUACACUCAAGUUUUUGAGCUUGGUUAGAAUGGGUAUUACAAAGUUGCCGGAUUCUAUGGUGAAAUUGAAGAACCUUCACAGUAUGUGUUUGAGAAGAAAUCAUUUGAGAGGGAUGACACCAGUCAAAUUGCCUAUAGGAUCGUUACACUUUUUGGAUGUGUGUCGUUGUGAUCUUACUUCCAUAUCACCAUUUUUAAGUUCGAUGCUAGAGAAAGGAAAGGAGAAUAGUCCCCUUAAUGUUUCUGCUGUCAAUAAUUGGUAUUUAAAUGUUCGUGAUGUAAGGAGAAUGUUAAAUAAAUUAAAGAAUUUUACCAUUACUGUUAGCACAUUUGAUGAAGACUUGAUAGAAACAUGUCGAUAUUCGGCUCGUUUAUCGUGUGAGGAAACCCACUACAACGAAAACCCAGAGGAAACAGACUAUAGUGACGACGAUGGGAAUAGUGAAGACGAACUUUAUUAUGGAAGCCAGGAUCUGGAUGACGGAUUUGAUUUGCAUAACGGUCUUGAUGAGAAUGACAAUUUUUUUGGAGGUUAUGGAUAUGAGAAUCCGGAUAACGUUUUUCAUGAGAUGUUUAGAGCCAUGAUGAGGAAUGGAGAUAUUGAUUAG
Candida dubliniensis CD36 is the source of this 2223-nucleotide messenger RNA. RefSeq lists its product as uncharacterized. The transcript has a single exon. The record is from RefSeq and is a predicted model, not a curated record. The coding region runs from base 1 to 2223 and encodes 740 amino acids. Lineage: Eukaryota; Fungi; Ascomycota; Pichiomycetes; Serinales; Debaryomycetaceae.